Molecule: messenger RNA, 3312 nt
Organism: Lolium perenne
Lineage: Eukaryota; Viridiplantae; Streptophyta; Magnoliopsida; Poales; Poaceae
Product: SNF2 domain-containing protein ENL1
Molecular function (GO): DNA translocase activity; ATP binding
Source: RefSeq, a predicted model, not a curated record
GCGCUCCCUCUCCGGCAACUUCCUCCACCCGCCGAGGCGAGGCGCGCCAGGACUCCUCCCGCUCCAAGACCACCGCCCCACGCCGCGCACCGCGCGCUCGACGGCCUGCUCCAACCCUAAGAGAUCAUCCCCCGCAGAUUGUAGGACAUGUCUGGGCACCACCAUUCUGGAGGGGAUGCUCGCACCAGUGAUGGUACUUUGGUGGCGGGAGAUGGUACUUUGCUGGUGGUUGACUGUAUUGACGGUUUGACCUUGCUGACAAGAGAGAGGAUCCGGGAAGUGCUGGCUAUGGGGUUCACACCUCUCCUCAUGCUGACUAACAUCCACAGAUGUUUCCUCGAGAAAUUGGAUGGUGAGGAAGCCUAUCAGAAGUUCUGCACUAUCAUCAACGAUGUAAAUGCUUUUAUCAAGCUCUACAGCACCCAUCGCCUCAAAGAUGUUGAAGUCAGUCCCAGGGAAGGCACAGUUGUUUUCUAUGCUGACAGUUGGGGCUUCUCAAUCCCAAAGUUCGCAGAGAUAUAUGAGUCAAAGUUUGGGUUGGACCAUGACAAGGUAAAGAACAGGCUCUGGGGGGAUAACUACUACGAUCCCUCAACGAAGAUAUGGACGCCUACUCCUACUACUACUGCCUCAUGCAAAAGGGGGUUCCUACUCUAUGUGUAUGACCCAAUCAGGAAAGUCUUGAGCCGCUGUCUUCGUGAUGAGAAGGACAAAUUACAAUCGAUGAUCCAAAAGCUUGGUGGGAAGACGAUGGAUAUGCGGGAUUUGCAAGGUGAAGGGUUGUUUGACCUCUUCAUGCGGAGCUGGCUUCCCACAAGUAACAUCCUCAGGGAGGAUCCUUCUUACUUCAAUGCUGAAGGUUCUUGCUGGAGAAGUGAAGAUGUUAAUGCUGUCACUAAAAGCUAUGACAAGGGCCAUGUGGCGUUGGAGGAAGACAAACCUGCAAAUUUUUGUUUGAUGCCAAAGGGAUCUGCGAAGGGCCUCUUUACCCUACCUCCUGAAGUUCUUGAGCGUUUAGCACCGUACCAAAUCAGAGCUGUUCGGUGGCUGUGGGAUCUGCAAUGUAAAUCAAUGGGUGGUAUACUCGCCGAUGAUAUGGGGAUGGGGAAAACACGCACGGUCUGCUCGUUUUUGCGUGGUUUGCUGUCUUGCUCACUUAUCGAGAGAGCAAUUAUUGUAGCCCCGAAGUCUGUUCUAAGUCAGUGGGUAGCUGAGCUUAAAAAUGUUGGUCUGGUAGAAGAAAUUCACAUGUACCGAACGCCAGUAUCUGAGGGAGAAUCUCUGAACAGUGUGAUCAAACGAGGGGGUGUACUACUUACAACGUACGAAGUGUUCCGAUCCAAACACAAGAUUAUCGCAUGUGAAGAAACAAAGGUGAUCAAGUGGAACUAUAUAUUCCUAGACGAAGGGCAUAGAAUCAAGAAUGAUAAGACACAAACUUCACAAGCUUUCAGGGCACUAAACUGUCACAACAAGAUAGUUAUCACUGGGACACCAUUUCAAAAUAAUCUAAAGGAGCUGUAUGUGUUAGUAAACUUCUGCUGCCCCAACUUACUUGGCAAUGAGCAAGAGUUUGUUGAAAAGUUUGUGGAGCCUAUUGAAAAGGCGAAAUUUUCCGAUUCCCAGUUGAGUCAUAAAAGGCUAGCAAUGUCAGCAUCAGAGGAGUUAAAAAAUAUCCUGAAACCUUGCAUGCUAAGGAGGACAAAAAGGUUGCUGCAGGCAAUGGGCUUGCUUGGUAGUAAGCAUGAGAUGACGGUCUGGUUAGAAAUGACAACCGUCCAGAUCGACCUCUAUAAGGCACUAUUAACAGAAAUUCGCUUGGGAAACUCAAAAGGUGCUUCUUUGGCAGAAGCCUCGGUUGCGAAGAAUAUCUGCAACCACCCAUUUAUACUUAGAAAACUUGCAUCUGGUGAUGCGAAAGCUUCCUUCGAAUCUCAAGGUCUUGCAAAUAACUACAAGAAGCAGCUACUGAAACUCGUCCCUUUUCCUGACGUUCUCAUAGGAUCUUCUUGCAAACUCAGGUUUAUAUUGUAUCUAGUGAAUAACCUUUUAGCCGAGCACCAUAAAAUCCUGGUUUUUUCACAAUCUGUCCCGAUGCUCCAACUCGUAGAGCAAGCUCUUCUGACAUUCAUGGACGAAAGUAAAAUCAUACGCAUGGAUGGCAGUACAACUCAACCUGAGAGAGACGAGAAAAUCAAGAGUUUCCAAGCGAAUAUUGAGAAUCCUGAUGAGAUCUCUCCAGAAGAUGUACCGGAUGUUUUCUUAAUGACAACUUCUGUGGGUGGCAUGGGAUUAAAUCUAACUGCAGGUUCGAGAGUAAUCAUUGUUGAUCCUGCGCAGAACCCAAGUAUGGAUAACCAGAGUGUGGACAGAGCCUUUAGAUUGGGCCAGAAGAAAGAUGUGAUUGUAUACAGAUUAAUCACUGCGGGUACCAUUGAAGAACACACUUACAGACGACAGGUCAUAAAGGGUGAAAUAUCAACUUCAGUUACCGAGAAGGAACAAUGUGCACGUGCCCUUGAGAAGGAGACGGGCAAAGUGCUAAGUCUUCCAAAAGGCGGGUUUGCUAAGUCUUGGACACACCAAGAACUUCUCGAGUCAUAUCAGACUAGAUUUGACGAGAGCAUCUUGGAGCAUCUGGAGUUCAUUAUGAGAGAGACGGUUGUGGUAGGUUUAAAUAAUCAUGGAUCUCUUUUCUCCGUUGAGGAGUGUUUACCGUUGCCGUGUGAUGAUGACAGCCCGGUUAAGCUUGCUAGACGCUUUCGCAAAAAGUUCGCAUCUGAUACCGUUAUUGGCGGAGAGAAGUAUGCAUAUCAUGUGAAAGACCCAAAGUGGGGCGUCCAAAAUAAAAUGCUUGCUGCUGCUGCUGGAAGAUACCGGAAGCUAUUGCCACAAAAGUUAUACGGACCUGAGAAAUCUGGUGGAAGUUCUCGCCCAGAAGCAGGUGGAUGGCGUGCUCGAGGAGGGAUGAAUCCUGGGGCAACGUUGGGUGAUGACCCACCAAAGGAGCCCGAUGCAGCGACAGGGCCUGGCUAGGCCUUUGGCCUGAGUCUUUGGUUUGGGCGGCAAUAAUGGUGAUUGGUCAAUGUAAAGAAUCAUCAAAGCCGACCUGUGAUAAAUGUAACAUGAAACUGCAGUUAGGGUUGUCGAGCAAACUCUCCUUUGCCCAUACUCUCUUGGUGGCAUCGCGGUCCAUGUUGUAGCUUGAUCUGUUUUUGUCGACCUUUAUACUGUGUUGUUCUGUAAUGCACGCCAUACAGGUGAACCCUACAAUUUUUUUUUUAUCAAGGUCGGCUCAUAUAUUAACACAAA